AUGUUAGAAAACCUGGCCCAGAAGUUCGUCGAAGUGGUAGGUAGUUCAACCUUCUUGCCACGUAGAUUACGAUCAGAAGAACGAAUGCCUCUGAAGGAUGCCAUACCAAUACUUACACCAGAAAGGAAAUCAGACGACAGAGAUGAAGUACAUGUGUCUGCGGAGUUAGUGAAAAACGGAGACAGUAAACGAACACGAUCAAAGAAUCCAAAAUCGACCGAUCAGGAGACCGACGAUAUGUCGACGAGCGAACUGUUUCCGGCUAAAAAAGCUCUUCGCUACAAUAAGAACUCCGGAAAAUAUGACGAUAUUUCUUACUAG
Haemonchus placei is the source of this 321-nucleotide messenger RNA. The record is from the annotation of a GenBank genome assembly. NCBI's taxonomy places the organism in Eukaryota, Metazoa, Nematoda, Chromadorea, Rhabditida, Trichostrongylidae.